Messenger RNA from Symbiodinium sp. CCMP2592, 4674 nucleotides. Lineage: Eukaryota; Dinophyceae; Suessiales; Symbiodiniaceae. The record is from the annotation of a GenBank genome assembly.
AUGACGCUGUUUGCCUUGGUUCUGGCAGCUCUGGCAGCGGUCCAGAUCCGAGCGGGAGGACAUGCAGGACACGAACACCUGGCAGUCGUCCGGGUCUUUUCGACCGAGGAGGAGCUGCAGCUGCUUUACAACAGCGACCCACAGUGGGAUAUGAACGGUUCAAUUCCGUGCACCACAAAGUCGAACAUGAGCGAGAUCGAUCUCAUCUUGGUCUACAGCAAGGACCUGGAGAUGGAUAAAGAUGCCAAGGGCCUGGUGAGUGAGAUUGAAAUGUCAUUCCACUCGAAGGAGUUCAACUGGAUGAACUGCUUCACAAACAUCAAGAACAUGUCGGCCAAGCUGAAUCCGGAGCAAGACGUCUAUGACAACCGCGGCUACACCACGAACAAGCAUUGGGUCUCCGGCCCCAAUGCCGUCUUCUCAAAGAUCAUGAUGGCCAUGAUGGAGGGCGAGUUCAACGACACGUACGACAUCUUCUUCCUCAUGGAGAUGGACGCGGUUCCCAUCAAGGACCACUGGCUCGACCAGUUCGAGACGGAGGCCCAUGAGAUGGCCGACAAUAGCAUGGCCAUCCGCGGGAGCCAGUACCUGGGCGACAAGUGGGACCUGUUCAAAGCGAUGAUGCCGACCUACCUGGUGGAGCACAUCAACGGCAAUGCCAUGUACAACCUCAAGCACCCCUGGACCAAGGCGGUGUACGAUGCAUUCAAUAGCAUGGAUGGCGGCAACAUGAUGGAAGAAAUGGCCUUCGACGUCGCGUUCGCCAUGAUUACCAUGGAUGCGAUGUCCGGGAACACGAGCCAGUUCGCAGCUGCUUGGGCAGCUGCAGGGGGAAACAGCCAGACCUACAACUGGGACUCCAUGCUUGUGGGCAACUACGCCAACACCCUUCUGAACACCAGCUUCGAGUUCCCGACCUACAUCCGCCAUGGCUCCAGCAAGAACCUGUUCGCAAACUUGGACGACGAGCACGUGACGUUGGGAGUUGCAGUGUUCGAUCACCAGGGACACUUGAAGGACACCAUCCCCACGCACCACCCGUUCAAGAAGAUCCUGGCCUUGACCUAUUACCCGCAUCCGCAAAUGGUUGACAUGUACGAGGCUCCGGCCGGCAACGUGACCAUGACGACACAGGCAGCCACGGGCGAUCCCUUUUACCACCUCUGCGAGACCGCCAGGCUCGUCGACACCAAGUGGUUCGCCCUCACGGACAACUACCACAUCAUCAAAGCACCGGUGAGCGUUCUGAUGGACAUGGGCGACAAGCCAGUGCUGCCGUACGUCCUGAGAAACUCCAAGUAUUGUGGUGAGCGUCCGAACUGUGAGGCGUCCAUGUUGCAAGCAGAGGGCCUCUUCAGCAUCACCUUGAACUACCACCACGACAAGUACGAGGUGCUGUACAAGACGGACGAUGCCAAGAUGUUCUGCGAUGCAUGGGACCUUGCAACAGGCAGCACUGCGAACGAGUCGUGGGCAAAUUGCAGCUUGUCCUUCGGACCAACCGGAGACGACUACAUCGCCUGGAAAAUCAGCGUGGACCAGAACAUCACCGAGGAGUUCACUCCUAAGGACAAGACACGCUACGGAUGGCGAGCCUGGACGAGCCUGUGGAACCCGGCCCCGGUCGACUCUCGAAUGUGCACGCCGAUGCUCUACGGCCCGAAGGAAUAUCUGGAGACGCUUGGCAACAUCUCCCACUGUGCGGUUGACUACGUUGAGAAUGCGGCAGCAUGCGAAUCGGAUACCACGUGCGAGUGGAAGGCCAUGUUCGAAUCCGGUGUGUGCUUCCAGGAUCCAAAGAGCGUCACCCCGACGACAACCGUGGCAGGAGUGACCUACAGCACCAUCGAAGUCACGUUGCCACUCACCGUGGACGAUGCGGCUGCCAUCCUCAACAACGCCACCGUGCAGGAUGCCAUGAAGACAGGUUUUGCACAGGCGAUGGACGUGCCUGUUUCGGAUGUGAUGCUUGAGAUUCAGGCAGUUCGACGCCUGACUGCUCACACCAGGAAGCUUCAGACCGAGCUGCUGGCCAUCUUCAGUGUCGUGAUGCCCAGCCUUGAGGACGCCAUCGUGAAGCAGGUGGAGAUCGAGACCAUCUCCUUGGAUGCAACCAAUGAGGCUAUCGCCAGUGCUGUCGCGAGCGUGGGCUUUUCGGGUGCCUUGGAGGUCACCGGCAAGAUGACCAUGCGUGAGCCGCCCAGCUCGGCCAUCGCGGGCACUGCCUCCGCCGCCGUCCUGGGGUUUGGCACGCUUGCAUCUGCCAUGACGCUGUUUGCCUUGGUUCUGGCAGCUCUGUCAGCGGUCCAGAUCCGAGCGGGAGGACAUGCAGGACACGAACACCUGGCAGUCGUCCGGGUCUUCUCGACCGAGGAGGAGUUGCAGCUGCUUAACAACAGCGUCCCACAGUGGGAUAUGAACGGUUCAAUUCCGUGCACCACAAAGUCGAACAUGAGCGAGAUCGAUCUCAUCUUGGUCUACAGCAAGGACCUGGAGAUGGAUAAAGAUGCCAAGGGCCUGGUGAGUGAGAUUGAAAUGUCAUUCCACUCGAAGGAGUUCAACUGGAUGAACUGCUUCACAAACAUCAAGAACAUGUCGGCCAAGCUGAAUCCGGAGCAAGACGUCUAUGACAACCGUGGCUACACCACGAACAAGCAUUGGGUCUCCGGCCCCAAUGCCGUCUUCUCAAAGAUCAUGAUGGCCAUGAUGGAGGGCGAGUUCAACGACACGUACGACAUCUUCUUCCUCAUGGAGAUGGACGCGGUUCCCAUCAAGGAUCACUGGCUCGAUCAGUUCGAGACGGAGGCCCAUGAGAUGGCCGACAACAGCAUGGCCAUCCGCGGGAGCCAGUACCUGGGCGACAAGUGGGACCUGUUCAAAGCGAUGAUGCCUACCUACCUGGUGGAGCACAUCAACGGCAAUGCCAUGUACAACCUCAAGCACCCGUGGACCAAGGCGGUGUACGAUGCAUUCAAUAGCAUGGAUGGCGGCAACAUGAUGGAAGAAAUGGCCUUCGACGUCGCGUUCGCCAUGAUUACCAUGGAUGCGAUGUCCGGGAACACGAGCCAGUUCGCAGCUGCUUGGGCAGCUGCAGGGGGAAACAGCCAGACCUACAACUGGGACUCCAUGCUUGUGGGCAACUACGCCAACACCCUUCUGAACACCAGCUUCGAGUUCCCGACCUACAUCCGCCAUGGCUCCAGCAAGAACCUGUUCGCGAACUUGGAUGAUGAACAUGUGACGCUGGGAGUGGCAGUGUUCGAUCAUCAGGGACACUUGAAGGACACCAUCCCCACGCACCACCCGUUCAAGAAGAUCCUGGCCUUGACCUAUUACCCGCAUCCGCAAAUGGUUGACAUGUACGAGGCUCCGGCCGGCAACGUGACCAUGACGACGCAGGCUGCCACGGGCGAUCCCUUCUACCACCUCUGCGAGACCGCCAGGCUCGUCGACACGAAGUGGUUCGCCCUCACGGACAACUACCACAUCAUCAAAGCACCGGUGAGCGUUCUGAUGGACAUGGGCGACAAGCCAGUGCUGCCGUAUGUCCUGAGAAACUCCAAGUACUGUGGUGAGCGCCCGAACUGUGAGGCGUCCAUGUUGCAAGCAGAGGGCCUCUUCAGCAUCACCUUGAACUACCACCACGACAAGUACGAGGUGCUGUACAAGACGGACGAUGCCAAGAUGUUCUGCGAUGCAUGGGACCUUGCAACAGGCAGCACUGCCAACGAGUCGUGGGCAAAUUGCAGCUUGUCCUUCGGACCAACCGGAGACGACUACAUCGCCUGGAAAAUCAGCGUGGACCAGAACAUCACCGAGGAGUUCACUCCGAAGGACAAGACACGCUACGGAUGGCGAGCCUGGACGAGCCUGUGGAACCCGGCCCCGGUCGACUCUCGAAUGUGCACGCCGAUGCUCUACGGCCCGAAGGAAUAUCUGGAGACGCUUGGCAACAUCUCCCACUGUGCGGUUGACUACGUUGAGAAUGCGGCGGCAUGCGAAUCUGAUACCACGUGCGAGUGGAAGGCCAUGUUCGAGUCCGGUGUGUGCUUCCAGGAUCCAAAGAGCGUCACCCCGACGACAACCGUGGCAGGAGUGACCUACAGCACCAUCGAAGUCACGUUGCCACUCACCGUGGACGAUGCGGCUGCCAUCCUCAACAACGCCACCGUGCAGGAUGCCAUGAAGACAGGUUUUGCACAGGCGAUGGACGUGCCUGUUUCGGAUGUGAUGCUUGAGAUUCAGGCAGUUCGACGCCUGACUGCUCACACCAGGAAGCUUCAGACCGAGCUGCUGGCCAUCUUCAGUGUCGUGAUGCCCAGCCUUGAGGACGCCAUCGUGAAGCAGGUGGAGAUCGAGACCAUCUCCUUGGAUGCAACCAAUGAGGCUAUCGCCAGUGCCGUCGCGAGCGUGGGCUUUUCGGGUGCCUUGGAGGUCACCGGCAAGAUGACCAUGCGCGUUCCUGAACCGACCACGACCACCACGACUACGACCACAACGACAGAGGCCAGUGGCAACACCACCACCACUACCGAGGGCGGUGACGAUGGGGACGAUGGCAAGGGAGACGACGGGGACGAUGGAGACGACGGCGAUGAGGAGCCGCCCAGCUCGGCCAUCGCGGGCACCGCCUCCGCCGCCGUCCUGGGACUUGCCGUCGCACUCUUGGCCUGA